Messenger RNA from Melanotaenia boesemani (Boeseman's rainbowfish), 5026 nucleotides. Its product is annotated as bifunctional heparan sulfate N-deacetylase/N-sulfotransferase 1-like. The transcript is spliced from 15 exons. The record is from RefSeq and is a predicted model, not a curated record. The coding region runs from base 645 to 3314 and encodes 889 amino acids. Lineage: Eukaryota; Metazoa; Chordata; Actinopteri; Atheriniformes; Melanotaeniidae. Gene Ontology annotation, molecular function: heparan sulfate N-sulfotransferase activity; deacetylase activity. Gene Ontology annotation, cellular component: Golgi apparatus.
AGAGAGGGGCUUUCUCACAUUUCCCGAUUUCUCCCAGCCGAGUCCGCCGCGCCGCUACCGCAUCACGGCCGACAGCAAACCGAGACGACGACGUGCACCCAGCGUGCUUUCAAACCCGCGUUCAUUCCAGGCAGCUCUUGUCUCUCGUCUCAAAUCCACUUAAACAAGGUCAGAAGAUUUGAUCCUGAGGGAAUGAUGCUGCUGAGAUGACCUGUGUGGCCUGUCUUUCCGCAAGAGAUUAUUCUCCAAUCAAACGAGUGAGGCAAACUCCAACCUGGAUAUGGUUGACAGCUUCACAUGACAGACAUGUGAUGGAGUCUUCCAUCAUCUUUCUCCCUCAGUGACUUGGCCUGCCAGUCCUUCCUCUGAGACACAAGCGUGUAUCAGCGGUCCAAGGCCCCCCUAUUUCUCUGCCAUGGUGACAUAAGCAGUGCAGCAGCAUGAGGGAGCGCCAACAUGACCGUCUCAUUACCUUCUUCAGUAGCUGCUGCAGCUGCUACCUUAAUGCCAUUUGUGUUUAGCUCCAUAACAAUGGAGACUUUGUUGUGAAUAAUUCCUGCUCGUGUUUUUCUGCCCACGCUGAGAGAGACUGUCCCUGAGGCGUGUUGCUGGGCCGGUGGGGCGGAGCGGUGCGGUGCGAGACGAUGCUGGGAUGCGUGACACGCCUCCGUCGGCUGGUCCGCCUCCUCCCCCUACAGACCUCCCUGCUCCUCCUCUUCCUCUUCUGCACCAUCAGCGUCUUUAUCUUCUCUUACUUCCUCUAUGGCGUCAAGCGGGAGCCGGAGCCGUCUGGAGGAGGCGUGUCCGGGGCCGAGGGAGCUUCCGCAGACUCGGACGACCCAAGGGUCACACCGUCCCGGUUGCUACCUUUGCGGGGCGUCUCUGGGGGCCCCGGGGUGGAACCCGGAGGGGCCAGGACAGAUCCUGUGGUUCUGGUGUUUGUGGAAAGCCAAUAUUCUCAACUGGGGCAGGAGAUCGUGGCCAUCUUGGAGUCUGGCCGGUUCAAGUACCGGACUGAGAUCUCUCCUGGUAAAGGAGACAUGCCCACACUGACAGACAAAGAGAGAGGGCGUUUCACACUUGUGAUUUAUGAGAACAUUCUCAAGUAUGUUAACUUGGACGCCUGGAACCGCGAGCUGUUGGACAAAUACUGUGUGGAGUAUGGAGUGGGCAUCAUUGGCUUCUUCAAGGCCAAUGAAAACAGCCUGCUCAGUGCUCAGCUCAAAGGUUUCCCCCUCUUUCUUCACUCCAACUUGGGUCUGAAGGACUGCACAGUCAACUCUAAGUCCCCACUUCUCUUCAUCACUCGAUCAGGGCAUCCUCUGCCAGGUCCGCUCCCUGGAGAUGACUGGACCGUGUUUCAGUCCAACCACUCCACAUACGAGCCAGUGUUGCUGGCCAAGACCCAAUCAGCAGAGAGUGUUGCAUCGAUGGGGCAGAACGCUGCAAUGCUUCCGUCGGUGGUGCAGGACUUGGGGCUUCAUGAUGGUAUUCAGAGGGUCCUGUUUGGCAACAAUCUGGGCUUCUGGCUGCACAAGCUGGUGUUUGUUGACGCUGUAGCCUUUUUGACUGGGAAGAGGCUCUCGUUGUCCCUGGAGCGCUACAUCCUAGUGGAUGUAGAUGACAUCUUUGUCGGCAAGGAGGGUACCCGCAUGAAGGUGCCUGAUGUAAAGGCCCUGUUGGAGACACAGAGGGAGCUUCGCACCCAUGUGCCCAACUUCACCUUCAAUCUGGGUUUCUCAGGGAAAUUCUUUCACGCCGGAUCUGAUGAAGAAGACCUGGGAGAUGACCUGCUGCUUUCCCAUGUGAAGGAUUUCUGGUGGUUUCCUCACAUGUGGAGCCACAUGCAGCCCCAUCUAUUCCACAACCAGUCCGUGCUGGCCGAGCAGAUGUUGUUAAACAAGAAAUUUGCCAUGGAGCAUGGCAUUCCCACUAACAUGGGCUACGCAGUGGCGCCUCACCAUUCGGGUGUUUAUCCUGUACAUAUGCAGCUGUACGAGGCCUGGAAGAAGGUGUGGGGCAUCAAGGUGACGAGCACAGAGGAAUACCCUCACCUAAAGCCUGCUCGCUUCCGUCGGGGUUUCAUCCACAGCGGCAUCAGCGUGUUGCCCAGGCAGACAUGUGGGCUUUUCACACACACUAUCUUCUAUAAAGACUACCCAGGCAGUCCGAAUGAACUGGACAAGCUCAUCAAUGGAGGAGAACUCUUCCUCACUGUUCUGUUGAACCCUAUCAGUAUCUUUAUGACCCACCUGUCCAACUACGGGAACGACCGCCUUGGCCUGUACACCUUUAAAAGCCUGGUGAUGUUCAUCAAGACGUGGACCAACCUGAAGAUGCAGACCCUGCCACCUAUCCAGCUGGCUCAGAAGUACUUCAGCCUGUUCCCCUCUGAGAGAGAUCCCUUAUGGCAGGACCCUUGUGAGGACAAAAGGCACAAGGACAUCUGGUCCAAGGAGAAAACAUGUGACCGCUUCCCCAAACUUCUUGUCAUCGGGCCUCAGAAGACUGGGACGACGGCUCUCUACUUGUUUCUUGGCAUGCACCCUGACCUGACCAGUAACUACCCCAGCAAGGAGACGUUUGAGGAGAUCCAGUUCUUCAAUGGACACAACUAUCACAGAGGCAUCGACUGGUACAUGGAAUACUUCCCUCUGCCGUCCAACACGAGUUCAGACUACUAUUUUGAGAAGAGUGCCAACUACUUUGACUCUGAGGUGGCUGCUCAGAGGGCUGCAGCUCUUCUGCCCAAAGCCAAAAUCAUCACCAUCCUUAUCAACCCAGCAGAUAGAGCAUACUCUUGGUACCAGCACCAAAGAGCGCAUGACGAUCCUGUGGCAUUGAAAUACUCCUUCCAUGAAGUCAUCACUGCAGGCCGCGAUGCUCCACUCAAACUACGGGUCUUGCAGAAUCGCUGUCUGAUACCAGGCUGGUAUGCCAUCCACCUGGAGCGCUGGCUCAAUUUAUACCACACCAGCCAGUUGUUGGUUUUGGACGGACAGAUGCUGAAGACCGAACCUGCCGCAGUCAUGGAUAAAAUCCAAAAGUUUCUUGGCCUCGCCAACGUUAUCAACUACCACAAGAUCUUAGCGUUUGACCCCAAGAAAGGUUUCUGGUGUCAGCUGCUGGAGGGAGGAAAGACAAAGUGUUUGGGAAAGAGUAAAGGACGCAGGUACCCUGAUAUGGACCCUGAGUCCCAGGAGUUCCUCAGGGAGUACUACAGGGAUCACAACAUUGAGCUGUCGAAGCUGCUCUACAGGAUGGGUCAGUCGCUGCCCAGCUGGCUCCGAGAGGAGCUGGUCCACACCAGGUAGCAGAACCGCAACAGGGGAAGACGACAGCUGCUCGACUCUGCAAGGGCUCCCCAGCCAAGUGGCCUGAUAUGUAGAAGAUCCCAAGUUGUUCUCACAGAUACUGUAAUCUGUGGAAGUUUCAGGAUGGGGAUACAAAACUAGAACUCGAAACCUAACUGUGAUCUUCCAAAACAGGGCCAACCAAGAAUACGGCUGCCCUAAAAGGUUUGUGCGUCACUGACACACUCGUUGUUGCCCUCAAAGGACCUUCAGGGUUUGAUAAUCACAGAUCAAAUUUUAAUCAGACCUCCUAUCAUCACAUAAACUUCUUGCUGGAAAUCCAAGAAAGGAAAGCAAACUUUGAGUUGUCUUUGGUCUCAGUUUUGUAAAACGAGUGUCAGAGAUAUGAACGCUAUCGUGCGUCUCCAGAGGAAAGGUGUGGUGUGGAGCACAUGGCGGUGGGCAACAUGGAACCGACACAAUGGAAGACAGCCUGAAAGACAGAGAAGUAUUGGGAAUCUUGACUCAGGCUGCAUCUUGUAGCCUUACUUGAUAAGCCUUGGUAGAAUCUAGUUAUUGCAUUUACAAGUGCCAGGACAGAAUCUUCAUCAAACGAUCACCACAUGGACUUUUGAAGGUUCUUUUUAUCAUAUUUUUUUUUUUUAUUUGUAUGUUUUGUUUUCUUUUCUCAGAUUUAACAUUUCUGUGUUGCUGAUGGAAAUGCAUAUUUUUUAGAAUGUACCAAAACUAAACAUUUUAGCUGUGUUGUUUUCACAUGAGCAAGAUGUACAGUACGGUUAUUUAUACUGUUUUUUUGGCUCAGCCUGCUCUUUAGUCAGUUUCAUGACCACUGAAUGGGCUAAAGCAGAAACAGUAGGAUAGAUGUUGAAAGCACAAAAGGCACUCAUGUGAGCAUCAAUUCUGAGCGUACAGGUAACUGGAAAGCACACUAACUAAAUGGCUCCUACUACAAUCUGUGAAGAAGAUCAUAAGCUAGCUACUGUAUGUUAAUUGAGCACUCUGAUCAUUUAGAUUCAGAUGGUGUACAGAAGAAGAGUGCAUUUCACAAUCUGUUUUCAGCAUUGGGUUUUCAUCAAAAUUGUAUAUCUUGUUUUAUAUUUUAUUUUAUUUCAUUUACUGGAGGAUUUCAGACUUUGGGAAGGGGUAGAAAAAGUUGGGUAUUGGUUUGAAAAUUAAGUCACAGGAAAACUGACGCCAUACAGAUGUUUGGUUGUCCAUCAAGGUUGUUACCACUGCUACAAGAUGUCAAGCAUAGUUAACAAGAAGCUGCUCUUACCGCAAUAGUUUUGUACAUUGUUCUGAUGUAAUAAUGAUGCACAUGUUGGUUCAUCAUUUCCUGACGUUGUAAUGUACAUAAUGCGAAACCCUCAGUAGACCUAAAUUAUUGAAUGUGCUUGGGUUUACGUCCCAUCAGCCCGUUGUUGUAGUGUGAAACGUCAGUGCUGCACUGAGGGCAGUUUGGAUAAUUUUUCAUCGUGUGGAGGUGUCGAAAAGAGUAUUUCCUCUCAUGUCCUCUCACUGCCAACUGUUGUACAAAAGUACUGAGUCUCUCCAUAUAAAGUAUUACGUGAUAACACAUAACAGCAACGAUGGUACUAAUCUCCUGGACUGUAUGAUAAAUAUUUGUAAUUGUUGUCAAUAAUUUUUACAGUGUAACUAAUAUUGUCGGUGCUUUUUAAUUUGCAAAUAAAACACCACUGUAUUUUUCAGUA